Danio rerio (zebrafish) is the source of this 2380-nucleotide messenger RNA. RefSeq names its product isochorismatase domain containing 1 (gene isoc1). NCBI's taxonomy places the organism in Eukaryota, Metazoa, Chordata, Actinopteri, Cypriniformes, Danionidae. The record is from RefSeq and is marked provisional.
AGAGCUCGGAAGCAUCAUGGCGGACACACACAGCAACAAUAAUCAUGUCCCGGUUUUGUUCUCCUUUUCUGUAUUCUCUCGGGCCUCGUCUGUGCCUGUGGGCUCUGGAUAUGAAGUGCUUAUCCAGAAGUUUCUUUCCAUUUACGGAUCUCAAAUCGACGUUCAUCGUAAACUGGUACUUCAGUAUUUCUCGGAGGAAUGGGGUCAGUACAUUGAUUUGCCGAAAGGAUUCACGGUUUCAGAAAAAUGUCGGCUGAGAUUAGUGCCUCUGCAAAUGGAUAUCACGACACUGGGAAACCUCUCACCGGCCACAUCGGUUUUCUUUUGCUGUGAUAUGCAAGAGAGAUUCAGACCUGCAAUCAAAUACUUUGGUGACAUCAUCAGUGUUGGCCAGAGGCUGCUUCAGGGGGCUCGUAUUCUGGGUAUUCCUGUGGUGGUGUCUGAGCAGUACCCUAAAGGUUUGGGCAGCACAGUGCAGGAAAUGGAUCUGACUGGAGCAAAAUUAGUUUUCCCCAAAACAAAGUUUUCCAUGGUGAUACCAGAGCUGGAGGCUGCGCUGGCUGAAAUUCCUGGAGUCCGCAGUGUUGUGCUCUUUGGAGUUGAGACUCACGUGUGCAUUCAGCAAACAGCUCUGGAUCUCAUUGGAAGAGGCUUUGAAGUGCACAUUGUUGCUGAUGCCACAUCCUCCAGAAGCAUGAUGGACAGAAUGUUUGCUCUAGAGCGGCUGGCGCGCACUGGAAUCAUCAUCACCACCAGUGAGUCUGUUCUGCUGCAGCUCGUGGCUGAUAAAGAGCAUCCAAAGUUUAAAGAGAUCCAGAACAUCAUUAAAGUCAGCGCUCCAGAAUCAGGCCUGCUGUCCAAGGUCUAAUCACAGUCAAAACAAAAACACUUUCGAAAAUGUCCCCCCACAAUAAAAUGAUUGAAAUGCUCACCAGCAUGUGUUAGUAUUAAAAAUGAUACAACGCUUCAAUUACAUAUGCACUUAUUUAUGUUUGUUUUAAGUCUUAGAAUCCAAAAUGUAUUUUUUGAUGUCUAUACUUACUGAGCAAAUUAUAUGACCAAGAAGCAUUUCCUUGUGUCUACAUCCAAAAGUACAAUCAAUUCCACUAAAUAAUACAGCAUGUUACACUCUAAAUACAUGCUCUGAAUGUAUAGAUUCUAGUCAGUGCAGUGAUACAGAUUAGAGAAUAGCUACAACCCUAUCAAACACAGCUGAUCCCAAAUAAUAUUGGUGUUCAAAAGAGUCAUGAACACCUUCGUUAGUUGAAUCAGCUGUGUUUGAUCAGGGUUGGAGCCAGAGAUGGGAAGUAACGAAAUACAAAUACUUAGUUACUGUACUUCUGGUAUCAGUACUUACAGUAACUCCACUGCUUUUUUUUUCUGACAACUUUUUACUCUCACUCUUACAGGCUCAUUACUUUAGUUUUACUGUGUUUUGUGGGGCAAUCUAUAAUAUUUAUUAUUAUUGCACAAUCUGAACACCUUUUUGAUUCAAUCAUUUUUUUUUUUUGUCAUUGUGCGCCUGCGUGCUCAGCGCGUGGCUUUUUCGACCUCUCUUCAGGCGGACGGCAAGAAUGGCGAACUUUGAUAAGAGAGAGGAAAUCUGUGAUGUAAACAUGACUGAUUUUAUGUUUAUACCAGGGCCCGGUUUUUUAAAAGGUUUAAUCCGGAUAAAAUUAAUCUGGACUAGUAAUUAUUUUUUUAUGAAUCGUGAUCAUAUAAUCAAGCUUACUUUUUGAGCCAGUUUUUCAAAGCAACAUUGGAUUGGAUUAGUCUGAUCUGUUCAGGAACUUUUCAAGAUCACUAAAUCUGGAUAACCAGAUCUUAUCAGGAUAGGAAAUCACAAUGUAGAAUUUAAAGAGCAACAAGUAGAAUAGUCAGUGUGGGGUCAAUAUAACUUUAUUAGCCCCCCUGAAUUAUUCACCCCCCUGUUUAUUUUUUUUCCCCAGUGCAGAUUUUUUCAACACGUUUCUAAACAUAAUUUUUAAUAACUCAUCUCUAAUAACUGAUUUAUUUUAUCUUUGCCAUGAUGACAUUAAAUAAUAUUUGACUAGAUAUUUUUUUAAGACAUUCUUCUAUACAGCUUAAAGUGACAAUUAAAGGCUUAACUAGUUAAUUAAGUUAUCUAGGCAGGUUAGGGUAAUAAGGCAAGUUAUUGUAAAAAGAUGAUUUGUUCUGUAGACUAUCGGGAAAAAAUUGCUUGUAGGGGCUAAUAAUUUUGACCUUAAAAUUGUUAUAAAUUAAUUAAAGGCUGCUUUUAUUCUAGCUUAAAUAAAACAAAUAAGACUCACCAGAAGAAAAAAUAUUAUCAGACAUACUGUGAAACUUUUCUUGCUCUGUUAAACAUAAUUUGGGAAAUAUUAAAAAAAAAAAAAAAAAA